ACUACGAGUAUGGCAGGCGUGUCCAAUUAUGCCAGGAGGAUGGCCAGACUCAGUGCCCAGAUCUUUGGAGACGUCACACGGAACACAGAUAAAAAAUCCAUGAGGGUUGUGAAGAUGUACAGUGAAAAGCCCAUCUGGCUGAAGAGGGAAAUUGUCGACUACUAUCCCAACCAUGAUGUUCUGGUCAAGAUGAUGGCUCAACUUCGGAAAAUGGGACUGUAUAGAGAUGAACACCAAGAUUUUAAAGAAGAGAUGACGAGACUUCGAGCAUUAAGAGGAAAGGUCAAACCUAAGAAAGGGGAGGGCAAAAGAGCUUCAAAAAGAAAAUGAUCUUCACAAAAUUGUGUUAGAGUUGUAAUAGCCUUUGGUAAAUAAUAGUUGAACUACAUGUAUAUACUUGUAUGCAAGUAUUAUUAAGUUUUUAUUUCUUGUAAACUUGCUGGUCAUUCAAGAUGGAAAUUAAACUCUUAACAAGCCCAA
Messenger RNA from Branchiostoma belcheri (Belcher's lancelet), 480 nucleotides. Its product is annotated as 28S ribosomal protein S33, mitochondrial-like. Bases 10 to 330 code for a protein of 106 amino acids. NCBI's taxonomy places the organism in Eukaryota, Metazoa, Chordata, Leptocardii, Amphioxiformes, Branchiostomatidae. The transcript has 3 exons. Gene Ontology annotation, cellular component: mitochondrion. The record is from RefSeq and is a predicted model, not a curated record.